Messenger RNA from Rotaria sp. Silwood1, 978 nucleotides. Lineage: Eukaryota; Metazoa; Rotifera; Eurotatoria; Philodinida; Philodinidae. The record is from the annotation of a GenBank genome assembly.
AUGAGUUAUGCACGAUAUUUUCAUACAGCAUCGAUAUUAACAAAUGGAAAAGUGUUAGUUACUGGUGGUUUGAAUAGUGGUGGUACUUUAAUUAGUGCUGAGUUAUAUGAUUCAUCGACAGGAGUCUGGACAGACACUGGUAAUGUAAGUUAUGCACGAUGUCAACACACGGCGUCCGUAUUAAAAAAUGGAAAAGUGUUAGUUACUGGUGGAUAUGACAAUGGUAUUUAUUUAAAUAGUGCUGAAUUAUAUGAUCCAUCGACAGAAGUUUGGACAGGCACUGGUACUAUGAAUUAUACUCGAAAUUAUCAUACAGCAUCGUUAUUAACAAAUGGAAAAGUGUUAGUUACUGGUGGAUCGGAUAAUGGUAUUUAUUUAGAUGGUGCUGAGCUAUAUGAUCCAUCGACAGGAGUCUGGAAAGGCACUGGUAAUAUGAAUUAUGCACGGUAUGCACACACAGCAUCAGUAUUAACAGAUGGAACAGUGUUAGUUACCGGCGGAUUCGGUAAUAGUGGUUAUCUAAGUAGUACUGAGUUAUAUGAUCCAUCGACAGGAAUGUGGAAUGUCACUAGUAAUAUGAAUUAUGCACGACUUCUACACACAGCAUCAGUAUUAACAGAUGGAAAAGUGUUAGUUACCGGCGGAUCCGGCAACGGCGUUACUUUAAAUAGUACUGAGUUAUAUGAUCCAUCAACAGAAAUGUGGAAUGUCAUUAGUAGUACAAAUUAUGCACGAUAUCAACACGCAGCAUCGAUAUUAACAAAUGGAAAAGUGCUCAUUACUGGUGGAACCAUUAGUGGUGUUUCUUUAAAUAGCGCUGAGUUGUAUGAUCCAUCGACAGGAGUGUGGAGCGCCAUUAGUAAUAUGAAUUAUGCACGACGUGAUCACACAGCAUCGAUAUUAACAAAUGGAAAAGUAUUAGUUACUGGUGGAUAUAACGGUGCUGCUUUAAAUAGUGCAGAGCUAUGCCAGUUAUAA